This is a messenger RNA of Iphiclides podalirius (scarce swallowtail), 1008 nucleotides long. NCBI's taxonomy places the organism in Eukaryota, Metazoa, Arthropoda, Insecta, Lepidoptera, Papilionidae. The record is from the annotation of a GenBank genome assembly.
AUGGAUAAAUGUGGAAUCUGCCUCAAACCAGCAGUUCAAUUGUUUGAAACUGGGAAAGAUGGUGUGUAUGCCUGUUUUAAAUGCCAGCCUCUUGUGCCAGAAGUUACUAUUGGAGAUCCUGCAUCAGAUGUAACAGAUCCUAGGUCUUCCAACACUGAAGAGGACAGCAAUGAAACUGGGCUGUACUGCGGCAUUUGCCAUAAAUCCUUUCAGAAAAGCUUGCAGCUUCAGAACCACCUCAGAAAUCAUCGAGCUGAGAGGCGUUUCGUCUGCACAUACUGCAAUAAAGCCCAAAGAAAGCUUGAUCGGUUUGAGAGUCAAAAUGCCGACUGGUUGAACAGGGAGUUUAAAGUAUCGUCGGGUUCAUGCACUUCUUCCACUUCUGAAGGUAUUAAAAGUCCGUGGCCCUACCACGGUUACAAAUUAUAUUCGAGGAGUCCGCAGCCCUACCACGGUGACAAAGUAUUCGAGGAGUCCGUAGCCCUACCACGGUUACAAAUUAUAUUCGAGGAGUCCGUGCCCCUACCACGGUUGCGAAUUGUAAUCGAGGAGUUCGUGGCCCCACCACGGUUACAAAUUGUAUUCGAGGAACGGGCGGCGCACGCGGACGUGCGGAGUCCCCUGCGCGGCGGGGCGAAGCACCCGUGCGGCGUGUGCGGCGCCUCGCUGGCGGGCGAGGGCGCGCUGAGGCAGCACCUGGCGCAGCACGUGGUCGCGCACGCGCAGGAUGCACACGCCGCGCACGACGAGAAGGAGGAGUUCGCGUGUGUGUUCGCGUCGUGCGGCGCCCGCUUUGCGUCGCCGCGCGAGCACACCGAGCACCUGCUGCGCGCGCACCAGCUGCGCGUGCUCACGCGCACGCACACGCACCCGCCCAGGAGGGGCCGCCCGCCCAAAAAUUUAAAAGAUCCCCUUGACCUGAAGGACUCAUCCAUAUACGAUGAGGUCAAAAUUAUAAAACAGGAGCCGCAAUACUUGCCCAAAUUGAAAGUACAGAGUUUGUUUCAG